AUGCCAAGGAAGUGCAGACUUGUUAUACAUUUUGGCCUCAUAUUCAAGUCUGGAGUUGAGAAGUUCACCACUGAAAAUACACCACCUCGAGAGGCCAAUAAUAUUUCAAACCAUCGGGUGCUAAUUAAGCCAGAGGCACAAAAUAACCAGAAAAACAGAGAAGUGAACAAAAAUGAAGAGAAGAAGGCUUUGGAAGCUGAAAAAUACGGAUUCCAGAAAGUUGGGCAAGAUAAACCAUUAACAAAAAUUAACAGUGUGAAGCUAAAUCCUUUGGGAUCAGAAUACAGGACACUACCCAUAACCACAGUUCAGGCUGGACACUUCAGACCAGUUCAUUUAAAUGGAGCUGAGAAUAAAGCUGUUGGUGUUGUCCUGGCAGAUACUGGAGAUGGAGGUCAGCACAAUGCAGUUCAGUCACAUAUGGAGUCCGAACGAGUUAUGCAGAGAACUAAUUCAAUGCUGCAGUUGGAACAAUGGAUUAAAAUACAGAGAGGAAAAGGGCAAGAGGAGGAAGCAAGAGGUAUAAUCUCAUAUCAGACUCUACCGAGAAACAUGCCAAGCCAUCGACCUCAAGCUUUACCCCGGUACCCAGAAGGCUACAGAACACUGCCCCGAAACAGCAAAGCAAGGCCAGAGAGCCUCUGCAGCAUGACGCCAUCAGCUUACGACAGAGCCAUAGGACCCAUGACAGCUGAAGAAAAACGAAGGUCGAUGCGUGAUGACACGAUGUGGCAGCUCUACGAGUGGCAGCAACGUCAGUUUUACAAUAAGCAAACAACCCUUACUAGGCACAGUACUUUAAGUAGCCCGAAAACGAUGAUGAAUAUUUCUGAUCAGACAAUGCAUUCAAUUCCCACCUCGCCUUCUCAUGGUUCAAUAGCGGGUUUCCAAGGGUAUUCCCCGCAGCGGACCUACAGAUCAGAAGUGUCUUCACCAGUGCAAAGAGGAGAUGUAACUAUUGAUCGGAGACACAGAGCACAUCAUACUAAGCAUGUCUAUAUGCCUGACAGAAGGUCAAUGCCAGCAGUUCUAAGUUUACAGCCUGUUUCUCCUCAGAGCCUCCAAGGCAAAACACCAGAGGAGCUCACGCUGCUGCUAAUAAAGCUGAGACGGCAGCAAGCUGAACUGAGUAGUAUCCGGGAACACACACUAGCACAGCUCAUGCAACUAAAACUUGAGGCCAACAGCCCAAAGAGUGAGAUUCUUUCGCAUCACCUUCAAAGGAAUGCCAUAUAUUUGGACCAUCAGGUGGGAUUUGCAGUUUUCUUGUGUGCUUACUUUUUUUAACACCUUUUGUCUGCUCCUGUCAAGCUGGAAAUACUUGGGAAGUAGAUUUUUUCAGUGAUUUUCAUAAAGUUGGAUACUUAAUACAUGACCAUUUUAAGUGGCACAAAUUAGCUUAGUUUAUUACAGACUUGACAGAGAAUGAAAAAAGUAAACUGAAAUUCUACUGAAUACAGCAGACAUUUUCCAGUUGUUUUUUCUAUUCUUCAUAUCCUUCCUUUUAUAACACUGACUGUAGCAUUUUACCACCAUUCACUAAGGUGAAACCCUAUUUCCAAGCUCAUAUGAUACACGUACAGUUUAUAAAAUUAGUAUUCUGAUUAUUUUACUUUCCAAAUUAAGAAGAAUUAGAUGUUUCUGCAAGACAUAAAAUGAAAGGGAGAUCAAAUAUAGAAUCAGAGAAUCAGAGAAUGGCCUACGGUGAAAAGGACCACAAAGAUCAUCCAGUUU
Meleagris gallopavo (turkey) is the source of this 1734-nucleotide messenger RNA. The record is from RefSeq and is a predicted model, not a curated record. Lineage: Eukaryota; Metazoa; Chordata; Aves; Galliformes; Phasianidae.